GGUGAGUCGAUGCCUGGUAGGUAGACCGACAGGUCUAGAUUAGACUGGCUGGUUGGGUUGGUUUGGAGUUGGUCUGGGGUUGUUUGUUUGUUUGGUUGGAGGUUGGGUAUUUAAGGUCAGCCUGUCCUAUCUUUUUGGGUUUGUUGUUUGUUUGUCUGUCCCUUCCUUUGGUUUACUUCCUUGCUGAGUGGUUUCAUUGCGUCGACUUGGGUUAGAGAUUGUUCGCCUGUCUGGUUACUCCAUCAUCUAGAUUUCCUGCACCUAGCACCGUCCAGAACCAAAGAACCAAGCGUCAAGAACAAAAAUGGACCUCUCUACCUCCAACCCGAGUAUAAACCAAACCCCAACCCCAACCCGCGACAUCCUCACCAACCCGCCCGCCUUCCCCGCCUCCCCGGCCACAACCACCCUCUUCACGAACCCGCCCACGACCCCCAUCCAGACCAUCCAGACCUACGAGACGCCGGAUCGCCAGCUCACGGGGAUCAGGGUCACCUGGAUGAACGGGGACCGGGCGAGGUUGGGAGUUUGUGGGGAGGAUUUGGGUACUUCUACUUCCACUUCCACUUCCACUGGUAUUGGUACUGGCAUCAGCACCAGUACCGGGGCUACUGACUCUGGAUCGGGAGCUGGAGCUGGGGUUGGAAUUGGAAAUACAAGUGCUAGUGCUAGUACUGGUGCUGAGACUGGAACUGGGACUGGAACUGGCACUGAGAUCUCGACCUCGACCAAACCCCAAACCAUUCGCAAAACCUUCGCGUUCGACCGCCAAGAACGCAUCCAGAUCAUGUAUGUGUACGUGGGCAGCACGCAGGUAGACGGGUUCUGGUUCGUGACGAACAAGCAGAAGAGUUUCUUCCCGGGGCGGUCGAGCGAGAGGCGCGAGAUGAGCGACUUGGGGAGCGGCGUGUUGGUGGGGAUGGAGGGGAGGGAAAAGCUGGACGAGGAGGGUCGAGUGGAGGGGAUUUUGGGGCUGGGGGUGAGUUUUCGGAGGUAG
Molecule: messenger RNA, 997 nt
Organism: Aspergillus steynii IBT 23096
Lineage: Eukaryota; Fungi; Ascomycota; Eurotiomycetes; Eurotiales; Aspergillaceae
Exons: 2
Coding region: 305-997 (230 amino acids)
Source: RefSeq, a predicted model, not a curated record